Helicoverpa armigera (cotton bollworm) is the source of this 408-nucleotide messenger RNA. RefSeq names its product activity-regulated cytoskeleton associated protein 2-like. The transcript has a single exon. The record is from RefSeq and is a predicted model, not a curated record. NCBI's taxonomy places the organism in Eukaryota, Metazoa, Arthropoda, Insecta, Lepidoptera, Noctuidae. Bases 1 to 408 code for a protein of 135 amino acids.
AUGGCGAUGUCCAACGAACAGUUUCAGAUGUUCCUACAGACCAUCACGGCUUCUAAACAAAGAACUUUUGCAUCCUGCAACAUCACCUACAGUGGGAAAAAGGACACGGAUGCAGUUGAGGCAUUUUUAGCAGCAGCUACCACCUACAAAAAUGUGGAAAAAUUAAGUGACUCAGAUGCGCUUCAGGGACUUCCACUUUUUCUACGUGAAGAAGCAGCGGUUUGGUGGCAAGGCGCACAAACCGGUGUAGAAAAGUGGGAAGAAUUUUGCAACAAAUUGCGCCAUACUUUCGCUCCCCGCAAACCAGCGUAUAUGAUAUGUCACCAGAUCACACACGGGGCCCAGGAGUCAGAUGUCACAACGAAAGCAUUUAUUGCCAAGAAGCGGGCAUUGUUCGCAUCUGUUUGA